GACGUGAGGCGGUGCUAUGAGUAGGAAGCAGAGGCAAGGAUGGGAAGAGAUUAGUGCUGUGCGCUGUGGGCUCAUCACUCAGUGAAAGGACACUCUGCAAACAACAAGAUCUCACAGUCGCAGGAGAACCGGGAAAGGUGCGAGUUUCACUUUAGGGAUAUAUAACACUCACUGGAAAAUGCUUUGGACUUUUCAGACCAGGAUAAAUUGUUUGAACAACUUCUAACUAUGGAUUGACAGCAAAGUGAGAACAGAAGAACCGGAUCUAAGAAGGUUCUGAGAGACUUUAUUUUUUUGCUUUCCUGUGUAUAUUGUGCUAAAAGAGUAGGUUAAUCAAUGUAAAACAUUCAUUUUAAAAACAUGUUGUAAUUGCAUAUGGUUUUAUUCUUAGUCCGUUCCCUGCCCCAGAUACUGCCCAUCUGCAUGGUACCAAGGAAAUUAGAUAGCCAUCUGUGAAAUAUUGGAAGACAUGACAGAUGUAAACCGACCUUUGUAGGAUUUCAUAGCAGAGGGCUUCCUGUAUCAACUGUGCUGGCGCUGUUUCUAGUGUAAUCCUUUUUAUGUGCAACAAAAAGAAUGACUUUUACAUCUUGUGUGGUUUUGAUCUCACUCUUGGUUCGGCUCUCGGGGGCUAUUUGUCCUCAAGGCUGCCUGUGCAUCUCUGACGUAUUGAACUGUGGUUCCUCAGGUCUGGAUAGAUUCCCUAACCCGCUUCCAUUCACGACUUCUGUCCUGGACCUCAGUCAUAACAGACUAACAUGGCUGGCAGCCGGCAGCUUCUACGGGCUCCCAAGGCUGCACACUUUGCAUAUGUCCCAUAACCGCAUCUCCUUGCUCAGCCCGGGAGCAUUCCAUAACAUCAGCAGACUUCGAUACCUGGACCUCUCUUCCAACAAAUUGCAAGUGGUGGGGAAGUAUCACUUCCAGGACCUGCCAGCCUUGGAGGUGUUGUUGCUGUACAACAAUCGUCUUACCCGUGUGGAGAGCAACACUCUAAUGGGACUCGGCAGCCUGAGGAAGGUUUACUUCAGCCUCAACCAGAUCACAGAUUUCCCGUUCUUCUCAAUUGGGAAGCACAGCCACCCCAACCUGGUUACACUGGACCUCUCCUCAAACCGCCUGUUUCGUUUGCCUAUAGAUGACAUUGUAGUGUUGCCCGCUGCAGUGCAAAGAGGCCUGUUCCUGCACAACAACAGUCUGGAGUGCGAUUGCUCUAUGUACCGCAUGUUUUGGCACUGGGAGCUGAAGGGAUAUCCAAGUGUGGAAGACUACAAGGAUGUCUACAAGUGUCUGAUGUACGGUGAGCCUCAAAUUUCAAUUAACUUUCUGCGCUCUUCGCACUUCUUUGAGAACUGUACGAUUGGAAAAAUUAUAUCCCUGAUAUCCCCGAAGGCUGAUAAAAUUGUUUACGAGGGUGAACAAGUGAGGCUGGACUGCACUGGGACCCUAAACGGAGAAGACCUGUCUUACAGCUGGAUCACUCCUCAUCAAGAAAACAUCUCUCAGCUGAUCCAGAACGGAUCUCUACGUCUCAAUCAAGAUGGCAGCUUGGACAUUCUAGCUGCCCAGUCCAUAGAUUCGGGGGUCUACCAGUGCACUGCUGUGGAUAACACAAGGAUGAUCAAUGAGUCACGAGAAGUGAAUUUAACGGUGGUAGCCCAGCGCACGGAGGAGCCGUUCAACAUAGGCUACACCACUCUUCUUGGCUGUGUGGUAACGCUUGUCCUCAUACUGAUGUAUCUGUAUUUAACCCCAUGCCGUUGUGGUUGCUGCAAACCUCCUCCUUCCUCUCCGGCCAUCUCAACCUCUGGGGAAGACCGCUGCACUCUGGCAUCUAUCUUUGCAGCUCCUUCGACUGAUCGACUCAAGAGCAAGUCUCAGUUGGAAAGGCACGUAGUGUUCCUUGAGCCACUCCUGAUGGGGAAAAAUGGCCAUCCAUUUGUCGUUGAACAGUCUACAAUUGAAUGGGACACAGAAAACUUCAUAAUUAGAGAAAGAAAUGACUCUGAGUAGCAAAUCUGUGACGUCGAAAUCCUGCAGAAUUGCUUAAGCCUGUUUGAAUCAUAAGGACAAGUAUCACAAAUUAAUCUCUCAUAAGUCCCUAAUAAAUUAUUUAGAUCCUCCGA
Messenger RNA from Carassius carassius (crucian carp), 2126 nucleotides. Its product is annotated as amphoterin-induced protein 3-like. The record is from RefSeq and is a predicted model, not a curated record. The transcript has a single exon. Lineage: Eukaryota; Metazoa; Chordata; Actinopteri; Cypriniformes; Cyprinidae. Gene Ontology annotation, biological process: brain development. The coding region runs from base 577 to 2013 and encodes 478 amino acids. Gene Ontology annotation, molecular function: protein binding.